UUCUUUCUUUCCUUUUCCUGCAUUUUUAAUUCAAAUUAUUAAACCAAAAACGAAACACCUGGUUUUCUCUCCUGCUUGGUUCGAGGAAAAGAAAAACUAGCAAAAUGUAAAAAUUGAAUCUCAAGUGUCUUUGUUUCGUUUUAUUGGUUUCUUAAAGAAGUGGGACUCGUGGAAAGAGUUGAAGCAGACUGAGCGACACGUGGUUGAUUCUUUUCUUUUUCCGUCGUUUUUCUCAGCCACCGAACAAUGAAAAGAAGUAAAGAAAUGUGCAAAACUUGAGACGCAAGUUCUGUUUUGCUGUAUUGGAUUCCCACAGAAGCAAAAAUCACAACCCGAGUUCAAAACAACUGAGCGACAUAUAACUAUACUGAACUUCAUUUCUUAGCAACCAAGGCGAUCUACUUCUUCGAAAAAGAUGGAAGAGAUUUGUCACUCAUUGCAACUGAUUGACGGCAAUGGUAAAUUCAACGUCGCCGGUCUGGAGGAGUUCGUGAAAGCGGUGAAGCUCACCCAGUGCGGUCUCUCCUAUACUGUGGUCGGGAUCAUGGGUCCGCAGAGCAGUGGGAAGAGUACCUUGUUGAAUCAUCUUUUCCAUACCAAUUUCAGGGAAAUGGAUGCAUACAAGGGAAGGAGCCAAACAACUAAGGGAAUUUGGAUGGCAAAUUGUGUUGGUAUUGAGCCUUUAACAAUUGCCAUGGAUUUAGAGGGCACUGAUGGGAGGGAAAGAGGCGAGGAUGAUACUGCAUUUGAGAAACAAAGUGCCUUGUUUGCUUUGGCAAUAUCAGACAUUGUGCUGAUAAACAUGUGGUGCCAUGAUAUUGGUCGAGAGCAUGCUGCGAACAAACCUCUUCUGAAAACAGUUUUCCAGGUCAUGAUGCGCUUAUUUAGCCCACGCAAAACGACACUACUGUUUGUUAUACGUGAUAAAACAAAGACUCCACUUGAAUAUUUGGAACCUGUUCUAAGGGAAGACAUUCAAAAGAUAUGGGAUACAGUUUCUAAGCCCCAAGCACUCAAGGACACACCUCUUAGUGAAUUUUUCUAUGUGGAGGUCGUUGCUUUAUCCAGCUAUGAAGAGAAGGAGAAGCAGUUUAAAGAGCAGGUUGCUCAACUGAGGAAGCGAUUUUUCCAUUCUAUUGCUCCUGGAGGGCUUGCUGGUGAUAGACGGGGCGUUGUCCCUGGCUCAGGAUUUUGCUUCAGUGCACAGAAAAUAUGGCAAGUUAUAAGAGAAAACAAGGACCUUGACCUUCCUGCACACAAGGUAAUGGUUGCUACUGUUCGGUGUGAAGAGAUUGCCAAUGAGAAGCUCUCUGGUCUGGUCUGUGAUAAGGAUUUGGUGGCGUUGGAGAAUGCUGUUCAAGCUGGUCCAGUAUCAGGUUUUGGAAAAUGGAUCAGCUCAAUCCUGGAAACCUAUCUUUCUGAAUAUGACAAGGAGACUAUCUACUUUGAUGAAAAAGUAAGAGAUACAAAACGACUACAUUUAGAGAUAAAAGCAUUAAAUUGUGUUCAUCCUCAAUACUUGACCAUGUUGCGGCAUCUACGUACUAUAGCACUUGAAAAUUUUAAGACUUGUCUGGAGCAAUCAUUGAACAGAGGAGAAGGGUUUGCUACAUCUGUUCGUAGUUGUACUCAAUCUUGUAUGCUUGAGUUUGACCAAGAUUGUGCUGAUGCUUCUGUAAAGCAGGCUGAAUGGGAUGAUGAUUCAAAGGUCCGGGAAAAACUGCAUCGUGAUAUUGAGGCACAUUCAUCAUCUGUUCGGGGAAAAAAGUUGUCAGAAAUUGGAGUCAAUUAUGAGAAAAAACUUACACAGGCUCUGACUGAACCUGUGGAAUCCCUACUUGAAUUUGGUGGGAAAGACACCUGGCCUUCAAUAAGAGAACUUCUGAGACGUGAAACUGAAACUGCCAUAUCAGGGUUUUCAACUGCUGUUGCUGGUUUUGAGUUGGAUGAAGAAACGUUUAACAAAAUGAUGCAAAAUUUAAAAGAGUAUGCAAGAAUUGUGGUGGAGAAGAAAGCAAGAGAAGAAGCUGGGAAAGUUCUGAUCCUUAUGAAGGAUAGGUUCUCAACAGUCUUCAAUCAUGAUCAUGAUUCAAUGCCAAGGGUUUGGACAGGGAAGGAAAAUAUUAGAAUAAUCACAAAGGAUGCUUACUCUGCAUCUCUGAAACUUUUAUCUGUUAUGGCUGCAAUACGCUUGAAUGAGAAACCAGAUAAGAUCGAAAAUGUACUUUUUUCCUCUCUGAUGGAUGGGACAGUUAGUGCCCCUUUGUCCCAAGAUAAGAAAAUGGGUGCUUCCCCAGAUCCUCUUGCUUCAAGCACAUGGGAAGAGGUUCCUCCAAACAAAACACUGAUUACACCAGUGCAGUGCAAGUCUUUGUGGAGACAGUUCAAAGCAGAGACUGAGUAUAUUGUCACUCAAGCUAUUUCUGCACAGGAGGCUCACAAGAGGAGUAGCAACUGGUUACCUCCUCCAUGGGCAAUUGUUGCAAUGGUUGUCCUUGGCUUCAAUGAGUUUAUGCUCCUUCUAAAGAAUCCCCUCUAUCUCAUGAUCUUCUUUAUUAUAUUUUUACUCUCAAAAGCCUUAUGGGUACAAAUGGACCUCACAGGAGAAUUUCAUAAUGGCAAUCUGGCUGGACUUCUAGCCAUCUCAUCAAGGUUUCUUCCUACUGUCAUGAACCUUCUAAGGCGACUAGCUGAAGAGGCUCAAGGGAAUCCAACUCCACAACCACCAAGACCGCCUCCACAUCUGGCUUCUCAGAGUUCUAGGCAUCACACACAGCAGUCAAAUCUAGCAUUCAGCUUGUUUCCUGAUUCAUCCGUAUCAUCAAAUAUUUCCUCCUCUGAUGGUGGUAUUGAACACUCGAGCCCCAACCUGAUACAAAGGCGAAGUACAAAAGUUGAAGAGGUGGAAGUUUCUGGAUGAGAAACUUCAUUCUCUGGCUUAGUUAUUUUCUCAAAGUUCAUGUUCACAUCAAAUCUGUAUGCUUACCAUGGUUUAAAUUUAUGUUAUAUCUCAUACAAAUAAAUAAAUCAUUACAAAUAUUUCCUUCUCUGAAUUGCUCUGUUGGAUAUGCUGUAAAAUUAGGAAUAUCUGGAUGAUGUGUAGGUUAUGACUCUUCUGAGAAUUCAAUUUUGGGUUC
Molecule: messenger RNA, 3137 nt
Organism: Vitis riparia (riverbank grape)
Lineage: Eukaryota; Viridiplantae; Streptophyta; Magnoliopsida; Vitales; Vitaceae
Product: protein ROOT HAIR DEFECTIVE 3 homolog 2
Exons: 22
Coding region: 416-2920 (834 amino acids)
Biological process (GO): endoplasmic reticulum membrane fusion
Cellular component (GO): endoplasmic reticulum
Molecular function (GO): GTP binding; GTPase activity
Source: RefSeq, a predicted model, not a curated record